This is a messenger RNA of Procambarus clarkii (red swamp crayfish), 689 nucleotides long. NCBI's taxonomy places the organism in Eukaryota, Metazoa, Arthropoda, Malacostraca, Decapoda, Cambaridae. The record is from RefSeq and is a predicted model, not a curated record.
AUGCCACACAAAAGUACAUACCGAGAGGAGACAAAUCUUGUCAGUUCCAUGUGUGCAAGAAUAUCUACGCUUGAUCCUAGCAAUCACACCUCCUUUCACAGCCCUUUUGCCCAGCACCUAGUCAUCCCUCACAUGGCCUCUGGUCUCAGGACACAUCCCAGCCAGCCAGAUGGGAAUGAACACCACAGCAGCCAGGCAGAUGGAAAUGUACACCGCAGCAGCCAGCCAGAUGGGAAUGCACACCGCAGCAGCCAGCCAGAUGGAAAUGAACACCACAGCAGCCAGCCAGAUGUGAAUACACACCACAGCAGCCAACCAGAUGGAAAUGUACACCGCAGCAGCCAGCCAGAUGGGAAUGAACACCACAGCAGCCAGCCAGAUGGAAAUACACACCACAGCAGCCAGCCAGAUGUGAAUACACACCGCAGCAGCCAGCCAGAUGUGAAUACACACCACAGCAGCCAGCCAGAUGUGAAUACACACCGCAGCAGCCAGCCAGAUGGAAAUGAACACCGCAGCAGCCAGCCAGAUGGAAAUGAACACCGCAGCAGCCAGCCAGAUGGAAAUGAACACCGCAGCAGCCAGCCAGAUGGAAAUGAACACCACAGCAGUCAGCCAGAUGGAAAUACACUCCGCCCGUCAACAAACAACACAGUCACCCUCGUAUUAACUUUGACUGAAGACUCUCG